Molecule: messenger RNA, 939 nt
Organism: Sorex fumeus (smoky shrew)
Lineage: Eukaryota; Metazoa; Chordata; Mammalia; Eulipotyphla; Soricidae
Product: olfactory receptor 6C2-like
Exons: 1
Coding region: 1-939 (312 amino acids)
Biological process (GO): G protein-coupled receptor signaling pathway
Cellular component (GO): membrane
Molecular function (GO): G protein-coupled receptor activity; olfactory receptor activity
Source: RefSeq, a predicted model, not a curated record
AUGAAAAACCACACUGCAGUAACAACAUUCAUCUUGUUGGGACUAACAGAAGAUCCACAGUUACAAGUUCUGGUUUUUAUUUUCUUAUUUCUUACUUACGUGUUGAGCAUUACUGGAAAUUUGACAAUUAUCAUUCUUACUCUGACUGAUUCCCAUCUUAAAACGCCUAUGUACUUUUUUCUUCGAAAUUUCUCCUUCUUAGAAGUCUCCUUCACAUCAGUCUGCAUUCCCAGAUUCCUGUAUAGCUUAUCAACUGGUGACAACACCAUUACUUAUAAUGCUUGUGCCGGUCAAAUAUUUUUCAUUGGACUUUUUGGGGCCACAGAAUUUUUUCUUCUUGCAGCCAUGUCAUAUGAUCGCUAUGUGGCCAUCUGUAAACCCCUCCAUUACAUGACAAUUAUGAGCAAUAGAGUUUGUUCCAUCCUUGUUCUCUGCUGCUGGCUUUCUGGUUUGAUAAUUGUCAUCACUCCACUUGGUAUGGGCCUCCAACUUGAUUUCUGUGACUCCAAUGUUAUUGAUCAUUUUGGCUGUGAUGCAUCUCCUCUUUUAAAAAUUUCAUGUUCAGAUACUUGGUCGAUAGAACAAAUGGUUAUAAUUUGUGCAGUAUUGACAUUCAUCAUUACACUGAUAGCUGUUACUCUUUCAUACAUAUAUAUCAUCAAGACCAUUAUCCGAUUUCCUUCUGCUUCUCAAAGGAAAAAAGCUUUUUCCACCUGUUCAUCCCACAUGAUUGUUGUCUCUAUAACUUAUGGUAGCUGUAUUUUCAUUUAUGUCAAACCUUCAGCCAAAGAAGAGGUAGAUAUCAAUAAGGGAGUAUCUGUGCUCACUACAUCAGUUGCCCCAUUGUUGAACCCCUUCAUUUAUACUUUGAGGAAUAAGCAAGUGAAACAAGCUUUCAAUAACACAAUUAAAAAAGUGUCAUUCUUCUUAUCCAAAUAA